AUGAUUCAGGUUAUGCGUAUGGAUUGUGUUUACAUUUCCUUUCCUUCAAUAGAAAGCACAUCAACAUCAGGGACAACCACCACAGCCAGUUCUACUGCCAGCUCCACAACUGGUGAGUUGACUCCAUUUUCAUUAAAGAACAAACCUCCACAACAGUCUCAGCAACAACUCCUGGCUCAACCACUGGCUCCACAACUGGUGAGUACCGAUGAUGUCUGUAAGAAUUGCAAAGCCUUAGAUACCAGUGAAGUGAUGGAAUCUUCACCUCCUGUUUGUGCUGUUGAAUCUUUCUCUUUGGUCAUGAUUCAGUUUAUGUGUCGAGAUUGUGAUUACAUUUCCUUUUCUUCAAUAGAAACCACAUCAACAUCAGGGACGACCACCACAGCCAGUUCUACUGCCAGCUCCACAACUGAAGAAUCAGCUACAACAACAGGGACAGGUACCACAGCUGAGACGACUGCCAUUUCCAAAGCUGUAAGAACAUCAACAAGAACAACAACAGCGCCUACAACUACACCUGGCUCCACCAGUACCUCAACAACAGAAGAAACCACUUCAGCAACAGAGUCCGCCACUACAGCACCGUCUACCUCCAGUUCCAUAACUGAACAAACCUCCACAACAGUCUCAGCAACAACUCCUGGCGCAACCACUGGCUCCACGACUGAAACCACAUCAACAUCAGGGACGACCACCACAGCCAGUUCUACUGCCAGCUCCACAACUGAAGAAUCAGCUACAACAACAGGGACAGGUACCACAGCUGAGACGACUGCCAUUUCCACAGCUGUAAGAACAUCAACAAGAACAACAACAGCGCCUACAACUACACCUGGCUCCACCAGUACCUCAACAACAGAAGAAACCACUUCAACAACAGUAUCCGCCACUACAGCACCGUCUACUUCCAGUUCCAUAACUGAACAAACCUCCACAACAGUCUCAGCAACAACUCCUGGCGCAACCACUGGCUCCACGACUGAAACCACAUCAACAUCAGGGACGACCACCACAGCCAGUUCUACUGCCAGCUCCGCAACUGAAGAAUCAGCUACAACAACAGGGACAGGUACCACAGCUGAGACGACUGCCAUUUCCACAGCUGUAAGAACAUCAACAAGAACAACAACAGCGCCUACAACUACACCUGGCUCCACCAGUACCUCAACAACAGAAGAAACCACUUCAACAACAGUAUCCGCCACUACAGCACCGUCUACUUCCAGUUCCAUAACUGAACAAACUUCCACAACAGUCUCAGCAACAACUCCUGGCUCAACCACUGGCUCCACAACUGAAACCACAUCAACAUCAGGGACGACCACCACAGCCAGUUCUACUGCCAGCUCCACAACUGAACAAACCUCCACAACAGUCUCAGCAACAACUCCUGGCUCAACCACUGGCUCCACAACUGAAAGCACAUCAACAUCAGGGACAACCACCACAGCCAGUUCUACUGCCAGCUCCACAACUGGUGAGUUGACUCCAUUUUCAUUAAAGAACAAACCUCCACAACAGUCUCAGCAACAACUCCUGGCUCAACCACUGGCUCCACAACUGGUGAGUACCGACGAUGUCUGUAAGAAUUGCAAGGCCUUAGAUACCAGUGAAGUGAUGGAAUCUUCACCUCCUGUUUGUGCUGUUGAAUCUUUCUCAUUGGUCAUGAUUCAGUUUAUGUGUCGAGAUUGUGAUUACAUUUCCUUUUCUUCAAUAGAAACCACAUCAACAUCAGGGACGACCACCACAGCCAGUUCUACUGCCAGCUCCACAACUGAAGAAUCAGCUACAACAACAGGGACAGGUACCACAGCUGAGACGACUGCCAUUUCCACAGCUGUAAGAACAUCAACAAGAACAACAACAGCGCCUACAACUACACCUGGCUCCACCAGUACCUCAACAACAGAAGAAACCACUUCAACAACAGUAUCCGCCACUACAGCACCGUCUACUUCCAGUUCCAUAACUGAACAAACUUCCACAACAGUCUCAGCAACAACUCCUGGCUCAACCACUGGCUCCACAACUGAAACCACAUCACCAUCAGGGACGACCACAACAGCCAGUUCUACUGCCAGCUCCACAACUGGUGAGUUUAGUCCUUUUUCAUUUAACAACAAACCUCCACAACAGUCUCAGCAACAACUCCUGGCUCAACCACUGGCUCCACAACUGGUGAGUACCGAUGAUGUCUGUAAGAAUUGCAAGGCCUUAGAUACCAGUGAAUUGAUGGAAUCUUCACCUCCUGUUCGGUAA
This is a messenger RNA of Stegostoma tigrinum, 2259 nucleotides long. RefSeq names its product mucin-2-like. The transcript is spliced from 28 exons. The coding region runs from base 1 to 2259 and encodes 752 amino acids. The record is from RefSeq and is a predicted model, not a curated record. NCBI's taxonomy places the organism in Eukaryota, Metazoa, Chordata, Chondrichthyes, Orectolobiformes, Stegostomatidae.